This is a messenger RNA of Aspergillus bombycis, 1428 nucleotides long. Its product is annotated as HoxN/HupN/NixA family nickel/cobalt transporter. NCBI's taxonomy places the organism in Eukaryota, Fungi, Ascomycota, Eurotiomycetes, Eurotiales, Aspergillaceae. The record is from RefSeq and is a predicted model, not a curated record. Gene Ontology annotation, molecular function: nickel cation transmembrane transporter activity. Gene Ontology annotation, biological process: nickel cation transmembrane transport. Gene Ontology annotation, cellular component: plasma membrane. The transcript is spliced from 7 exons. Bases 1 to 1428 code for a protein of 475 amino acids.
AUGCGGGAAUCAUCCCCUCCUAGCUUCUCGGAGGCCUUGUCAGACUCCCAGAGCGUCGUCGAUACAAAAAGCAAAUGGACGCCAAAAUCACUCAUUCGACAUGCUGAGCGCUCCCAUCGUCGGAUACCAGGGGUUCGCAAAAUCCCCUUCCCAGCUCUUGCUAUCAUCCUAUUCAUUGCAUUCAUCAACGUAGCGGUAUGGAUUGCGGUUGCUGUUGUUCUGCGUUACUAUCCGUCUCUGGUCUCUAAUGCCGUCCUCGCAUAUACCUUAGGGUUAAGGCAUGCCUUUGAUGCUGAUCAUAUCUCAGCUAUCGAUUUAAUGACGCGUAGGCUGCUGGCCACGGGUCAAAAGCCUGUCACUGUGGGAACCUUUUUCUCCCUUGGUCACUCCACUAUUGUCAUCAUUACAUCUAUCGUUGUGGCUGCCACUGCAGCCGCCGUGUCAUCCCGGUUUGACAGCUUCAGCACUGUUGGCGGAAUUAUUGGCACAUCAGUCAGUGCCGCUUUUCUCAUCUUGCUAGGUCUCAUGAAUUUCUAUAUCCUUUAUAAGCUGUACAAGCAGAUGCAGAAAGUCUUAGACCUGCCUGAAGGCCAAGAAGACGAGGCCUGGAAGAUUGAAGGAGGUGGAGUCCUCUUCUCCGUCCUGAAACGGAUGUUCAAAUUGAUUGACCGCCCUUGGAAGAUGUACCCGCUUGGUGUUCUUUUUGGUCUUGGGUUUGACACUUCUUCGGAGAUAGCUCUCCUUGGGAUUUCCUCUGUUGAAGCUGCGCGAGGCACAGAUUUCUGGGUUAUUCUCAUCUUCCCGAUCCUCUUUACAGGCAUGUUUAGAAACCAAUGCACUGGAAUGUGCCUCCUCGAUACCACUGAUGGGGCCCUCAUGCUCUCGCUAUACAUUCAGCCCGCUGCCAACUUCCUCCCACCGAAGGAAGACAGCUCGACCGCCGAGACGCCGCUCAUCGGCGAGGACCACGAAAUCGCGCCAUCGCAGAACCACCGCGACCCUAUCGCGUUCUUGUACUACUCUAUCGUGCUGACCUGCUUGACCGUUGUCGUCGCUAUCGUGAUCGGUGUCAUUCAGCUUCUCACCCUCGUGCUCAACGUCGCCGAGCCGACUGGCAAAUUCUGGGAUGGGGUACAGACAGCCGGAGACUACUAUGACGCUAUUGGUGGCGGUAUCUGCGGGUUAUUUAUCAUCAUCGGUGCUCUCAGUGUUGUCGUAUACAAGCCAUGGAGGAGAUGGGUUGCGAGAAGGCACGGAAAGACCAUUGUGACCGACGAAGAAGGGAACCGGGAUAAUGUCGCGGCACCAAGAUCCGAGACUCCUAUUUUGAGCGAAGAACGGGGCGGUGCUUCCGGUACUAGCUACGGUGCUGUCAGUAAGAAAGCUGCGUCUCAGGUUGCGGUGGAGCCGGUGGAUGGACCUGCUUGA